Messenger RNA from Epinephelus moara (kelp grouper), 1123 nucleotides. RefSeq names its product SIN3-HDAC complex associated factor (gene sinhcaf). NCBI's taxonomy places the organism in Eukaryota, Metazoa, Chordata, Actinopteri, Perciformes, Serranidae. The transcript has 6 exons. Gene Ontology annotation, biological process: negative regulation of cell migration. Bases 152 to 988 code for a protein of 278 amino acids. The record is from RefSeq and is a predicted model, not a curated record.
GCGUCCACAACUAUCCAGUCCCGUCCACACAAACGCAGACAUCAACAAGGGAGCGGGUUACUGAUGCGGGUUGAUUUUCAUAAUAGUCACAUCGUAACGACGCGCUAUAAGGACUAUUACUUUGUACAAGCUCCACGCAACUCGCGACAAGAUGUUUGGCUUUCAUAAGCCAAAAAUGUACAGGAGUUUGGACGGCUGCUGUAUCUGCCGCGCAAAGUCCUCCAGCUCUCGUUUCACGGACAGUAAGCGGUACGAGAAAGACUUCAGGAGCUGUUUUGGACUGAGUGAAACACGAUCUGGAGAAAUCUGUAACGCCUGUGUGCUCCUGGUGAAACGGUGGAAAAAGCUACCUGUGGGAACGAAGAAGAACUGGAACCAUGUUGUGGACGCCAGAGGAGGUCCCAGCCUAAAGAUAACCUCCAGGCCCAAGAAGAUAAAAUCCAUCUCCAAGAAAGCACGGCCGAGCCAGAUCAGCAGGCUGCAGAAGGAGCUCAAAAGAAACAACUCAGAUGCUCACAGCACCACCUCCAGCGCCUCCCCAGCUCAGUCCCCCAGCUACAGCAACCUGUCAGAUGAUGGCUCAGACACUGAGCUCAGCCCGGGGUCCAGCCGCUCUCCUGUUUUCUCAUUCCUGGACCUCACUUACUGGAAGAGGCAAAAAGUGUGCUGUGGAAUAAUCUACAAGGGCCGUUUCGGGGAGGUGCUCAUCGACCCCCACUUGUUCAAACCGUGCUGCCGCAACAAACAACGGCAGCAGCAGCAGCAAGAGGAGGAGGAAGAAGAAGAGGAGGAGGAGGAAGACGAGGAGGAAGAGGUGGAGAUAGAGGAGGGCCAAGUCGGCGUGGAUGUCAACGGGCACAAAUCCCAGAUGGAGGAGGAAGUGAAGGAGACGCCACGAUGCAAGGAAAACGCAGAGCCUGCACAGCUAUGUGUCACCAUGACAACACCUCCAGCCAGGAGCAUGGCGGCGAUGGAGGACGGAUGGUAAAGUCGGAAUUCCGCCUUGCACACAUCUCUGAAGAAAUCUUGGGGUGCUGUUUUGUUUUUUCUUUUCGAGCACUUACAGAAAAAAGUUGCCUCAGAUUGCCUUCAAUCAUAACGCAGCUGAAAACCCUUCGGUCUC